AUGGCAGCCCUAAGCUGCCAUUUUCAUCUUACUAUUCAUAAAGUUUCUAAAAACGUAACAACCAGGCCUUUUAUCUCCUGCUCAAUGCAACCUUCUCAGAGUAACAUUAAGGUAGUUAUAAAUGGAGCAGCAAAGGAAAUAGGAAGGGCAGCAGUAAUUGCAGUAACUAAAGCAAGAGGAAUGGAGGUGGCAGGUGCUGUGGAUUCCCAUUUUGUAGGAGAAGAUAUUGGAAAGCUUUGUGACAUGGAGGAACCACUUGAAAUACCAAUAAUAAAUGACCUUACUAUGGUAUUAGGUUCCAUAUCUCAGUCAAAAGAAACUGGAGUAGUUGUUGAUUUUACCGAUCCUUCCACAGUUUAUGACAAUGUGAAACAGGCAACAGCAUUUGGCAUGAAAAGUGUGGUGUAUGUUCCUCGGAUUAAACUGGACACUGUCGGAGCAUUAUCUGCAUUCUGUGACAAAGCCAGCAUGGGUUGUCUGAUUGCACCAACUCUGUCCAUUGGUUCUAUACUCCUUCAGCAAGCUGCCAUUACAGCUUCCUUCCAUUACAACAACGUUGAAAUUGUUGAAUCAAGGGCAAAUCCAAUAGAUUUUCCAUCAAUGGAUGCUGUUCAAAUUUCAAAAAACCUCUCUAACCUGGGUCAGAUUUACAACAGAGAAGAUAUAUCAACCGAUGCUGUGGCAAGGGGUCAAGUUCUAGGAGAGGAUGGGGUUAGGGUGCAUAGCAUGGUCCUACCAGGGCUUCCCUCUAGCACAACUAUUUACUUCUCUGGCCCAGGAGAGGUUUAUUCUAUCAAACACGAUAUCACUGAUGUGCAAUGCCUCAUGCCUGGCCUGAUCUUGGCUAUUAGAAAGGUCAUCCGAAUCAAGAAUCUAGUGUAUGGCCUGGAGAAAUUUUUGUAA
Molecule: messenger RNA, 903 nt
Organism: Dovyalis caffra
Lineage: Eukaryota; Viridiplantae; Streptophyta; Magnoliopsida; Malpighiales; Salicaceae
Source: the annotation of a GenBank genome assembly